Messenger RNA from Acytostelium subglobosum LB1, 852 nucleotides. RefSeq lists its product as hypothetical. The transcript has a single exon. The coding region runs from base 1 to 852 and encodes 283 amino acids. The record is from RefSeq and is a predicted model, not a curated record. NCBI's taxonomy places the organism in Eukaryota, Evosea, Eumycetozoa, Acytosteliales, Acytosteliaceae.
AUGGGAUGCAACAACCAGCGCAUGGAGAACAGGAUGGUGAGAAAGAUCGCCAAGAUGGAGAUGAUGUAUCAUGGUCCACAGGUCCAAGUGAACCCAAGCUACUCCCAGUGGGGUUGGGGCAACUGCAACAACAACAUCUCCCAAGCUUCAGCUCCCGUGCCUGCACCAGCAGCAACAGUCAAACUAGCUCGUGAGGACAACAACAUCAUGACCAAGCAAGAGAGACAGGCUCAGAAGAUCGAGAAGAAGCAGAUGAGACUCAAGAUGCUGACGGAGAAGAAGCAAGCAAUGAUCGAGAGACUCACUGCCAAGCUGGAGAUGAGGAGAGCAGCACCCAACCACAAGUUCCCAAACUGGGAGGCCAGGAUCCAAGAGAAGCUCGAGAGGAAGAAGGCUUGCUUCGACAGGAAGAUCACCAAUGUUCAGUGCAAGAUAGCUGAAAUCCAGUCCCGAGCAACUCCAGUGGAGACCAUUGCCCCAAGCAAGGUAGUUGUUGGUGAACCCCAACAGCAACCACAGCAGCCCCAGCAGCAGCCCCAGCAGCAGUCCCAGCAGCAGCCACAACAGCAGCCACAACAACAUGGUCAUGGUCAUGGUCAUGGUCGCUGGUUCGAAUCAAGAGUGGAGAAGAGGAUCAAUGAUAUGGUCGAGGAGCAUCAAGCUGGUGAUAUCAUUCCAAUCAAUGAUGUCAAGCAGAGAAUCAUUGAGAUGAGGAUGGCCAAGAUGCAAGAGCUAAUCAAUCAGAACUUUGCCAAGUUGACCCUGAAGAGCACCGAUCAUUAUCAAGUCAUGGACAAUGGUGACAUCAAGGUGCUUCCAAGACCAACCCCAACCGUGUCUGCCAGUCAAUAA